Myotis davidii is the source of this 769-nucleotide messenger RNA. RefSeq names its product microtubule associated protein 1 light chain 3 alpha (gene MAP1LC3A). Gene Ontology annotation, biological process: autophagosome assembly; cellular response to nitrogen starvation; autophagy of mitochondrion. Bases 1 to 345 code for a protein of 114 amino acids. The transcript has 3 exons. NCBI's taxonomy places the organism in Eukaryota, Metazoa, Chordata, Mammalia, Chiroptera, Vespertilionidae. Gene Ontology annotation, cellular component: autophagosome; autophagosome membrane; cytosol. The record is from RefSeq and is a predicted model, not a curated record. Gene Ontology annotation, molecular function: ubiquitin protein ligase binding.
AUGCCCUCGGACCGGCCUUUCAAGCAGCGGCGGAGCUUCGCCCGAGCUCACGCGGCCCCGCCCGCCCGUUCCCAGGUGAUCAUAGAGCGCUACAAGGGUGAGAAGCAGCUGCCAGUCCUGGACAAGACCAAGUUCCUGGUCCCGGACCACGUCAACAUGAGCGAGUUGGUCAAGAUAAUCCGGCGCCGCCUGCAGCUGAACCCCACGCAGGCCUUCUUCCUGCUGGUGAACCAGCACAGCAUGGUGAGCGUGUCCACGCCCAUCGCGGACAUCUAUGAGCAGGAGAAGGAUGAGGAUGGCUUCCUCUACAUGGUCUACGCCUCCCAGGAAACCUUCGGCUUCUGAGCCAGCAGUAGGGGGAGGGGUUGGCAGGGGAGAGGGGGCCCAUGUCAGGCUCUGCCCAGGGAGCUCUUGGCUCCUGAACUGAGCUUCCUCUGCCCCUGGGGGCCGGGCAGGGAUGCUACCCCAGGGGAUACCAACCACUCCGCCUCCGCCCCGUGUGCAUCCUGGGCCUGUCAUGUUAGGGUUGCCCCUCUGGGUGCUGGCUGGUGGACGGUGGGGAGCAGCCCCCACCACCCGCGCUCUGUCUGGUUUGUCUUUUUUACUUUAGGCCCCUGCCUGUCUGCCCCUCCCCACCCGAGGCUCUGCUUCCUGCCUGGAACCACCUACCCUUGAAGGACUGGCCUCUGGCUCACCUGGUCUUGACAUGGUGUAUGGAUCUGUGGUCACUGUCCCUUUGCAGAAUAAAGAUUGCUCAGGCCUGCCUGGC